Messenger RNA from Durusdinium trenchii, 4101 nucleotides. The record is from the annotation of a GenBank genome assembly. NCBI's taxonomy places the organism in Eukaryota, Dinophyceae, Suessiales, Symbiodiniaceae.
AUGCCGCCCAAUCCGCUGGUGUACUUUGAGAUCGCCUUCGAUGGACAACCCGUGGGCAAGAUCGUCUUUGAGCUCUUCGCCCAUGUGGUGCCGAAGACCGCGGAGAACUUCCGAGCCCUGUGUACCGGAGAGCAUGGGAAGGGAAGAUCUGGAAAGAGGCUGAACUUCUUGGGCUGUGUCUUCCAUCGAAUCAUCCCGGGCUUCAUGUGUCAGGGGGGCGACUUCACUCGCGGCGACGGCACGGGCGGAGAAUCGAUUUAUGGCGCCAAGUUCAAGGAUGAGAACUUCCAAAUGAGGCAUACAGAGAAGGGUUUGUUGUCCAUGGCCAACUCGGGGCCGAACACCAAUGGCUCCCAGUUCUUCAUCACCGUCAAGGCCACACCGCACCUGGAUGGGAAGCACGUGGUCUUCGGGAAGGUCAUCAGUGGCUACGACGUGGUCCAGAAGAUGGAGCGGUGUGGCUCCAGCAGUGGGAAGACCAGUAAGAAGGUCACCAUCCAUUCCUGUGGCGAAGAGACCACCGGGGAUGAUGCGCCCCCAGCCAAGAAGCCCAAGACGGGCGGAGCCGAGGAGGUGCAGGUGCUCCACAUCAUCCGAAAGCACAGCGGGUCCCGGAGACCCUCGUCUUGGCGCCAAGAGAAGAUCACUUGCUCCAAGUUAGAGGCGGCCUCCUUCCUUCAAGACUUGAAGUCCGACUUAGAAAAGUUCGACCCCACGUCGAUGAGGGAGAAGUUCGAGGCCCUGGCGCGAGAGCACUCGGAUUGCGGGUCGGCCAAGAAGGGCGGCGACCUGGGCCUCUUUGGGCGCGGAAGGAUGCAGAAAGCCUUCGAGGAGGCCUCCUUCGCUCUCAAGGUUGGAGAGCUCUCGGAGGUGGUGUCCACUGACUCGGGCGAGCACCUCAUCCUCAGAAUCCAGCCGUUGGUCUAUGCCUGGGGCUCCAGUGGGUCGGGGCGCCUGGGCUUUGAGCCUGACGAACUCGAUAAACUCCAGAUGCUGCAAAUCCGGGAGAUGAACAAGGGGAAGGUGCCCGAGCGGACGCAAAUGACGGGGCCGAAGCAUUUGCGUAUUUAUCCUCCCAUCAAGGUGGCCAAUCGUUGGAGGAAGGGGCAGAAGGAUGCUGGCCACCAUGUGGUGGCUGAAAAGCCACAAUCCAUCGACAAGGAAAGUCGGAAGUGGAUGGACUGCCAGCAGAAGCUCUUCGAAGAGUCUCCAGACUUUAAGACCAAGGCUCUCCAGGAUCAAGAGAAAAAGGCUGAAAAGACCUGUAAGAGUCAGCUGGAUUUCAUCCGGCACUUGUGGGAGAAACCCACCUCCAGGACCGACCUCACCGAAUACACGCUGCGGCAGUUGAGGAAGGAGAUUGAGGUGGAGUAUGUGCGAACCUUGCACGCCCUCAACAUGUCCGGCAGUGGUGAUGGGCCGCAGAUGGAGAAGCUUAUGUGGGUCAAGACCGAUGUGGACAUCAAGAAGAAGCUGCUCAAGUUUGAGGAGCUGCUGUGGAUCCUUCAGCAGCAGCCGCUUUACAUGGCCCGCUUGAGCGCUGCCUUGAGGAAGAACAACGUGCAGGAUAGCGAGCAUCAGAUUUUCCGGAAGAUGUGCCAACGCAUCUUCCACGACCUCUUUCAGCCACGCACGCUGCAUCUCUGCAAGUCCACGCUGCAGCUGAUCGCACAGUCGGAGGUGGAACAGGCGCGGAAUAUCUCGGAGCUCUUUCAUCCGGCGAAGUCCCACGCGACCUUCCUCAUCACCCAGCUGGCUACGCAUGCAGCCUUUGUGGAUGGCAUUGCGUUCCCCAUCCUCAAUCCAGAGGAUGAGACAUCCCUGGUCUCGAUGAUCAUCAAAUACACCAUGAUGAAGAAGGACGGAGAAUCGCCGCGGAUCGCAGGGACCAGCGAGCAGGAUUUGAACGUGGUCACUGGAGUCUUUGUGACGCAUUGGUUCGAGUACCAGGAGCUGGUUCAGAAGGCCUUUGCCGAUCGACCUGCACCACCAGGGAGCGAGAAGAACCGCUACCUGAACUUCCAGACUGAGCUCUUGGCCUUUCAAAGAAGUUGCGUAGAGGACAGUCGCAGCAGUGAACGGGAGAAGGACGUCUAUGCGGGGUGCAUCCCGAAAUUCAUCCGCAACUUCGUGCGGCAGAUCUUCGAAGACGAGCGGGCCAAGGAUUUCAAAAUGUUGCUCGUGUCCUGCUUCAAGGCCCUGCGUGCUUCUCCGGCGGCCAAAGGCAUCGAGCAAUCAGAUCCGAAAUUCUGCACUCCGAUCGCCUCCAUAGUGCUGGCCAACAUCUUGGCGAGCGUCCUGGAGGCCGCUCAGACGCCCCACUUCAGUUUGGUGGUGCUGAAGAUCCGAAAGAAGGUCUUUGAGAGCCACAUGAACAGGAUGAAGAAUGCUGGUAAGAAUGAUGGUGAUUUUGAUCCACUGGAUGUGGCCGAACUGCUGGUGGAACGGGUCCUCUACAACAUCCAGGCUCUGGCGAAGGUCUUUCAACGAACCGUGCACAAGCAGGUUUUCCAGACCCAGUUCCAGACCAAGCCGGAUCAAGUGCUGAAGGAGGAGCCAGAGUCUCGACAAAUCUGCGAUGAGAUCAAGGAUUUCACCUGCCAGAUUCUGCAUGAACAGUUCUCCCAGAUCAGGGCCGGCGGAUGGUCCGAAGAGGCACAAGAUCCCAUUGCUGCGGAGCUGGCCACAGAUCUGUAUAUGUCGCACUUCACGCUGCAAAACACCAUGGUGAGCAUGUCUGCCCUGGAUUUGCUCAACAUGGCCAACGUGCUCUUCAGGCACAAGAAGGACAUGUACCCCAACGACACGCAGGACCAGCUCUCCGAGGUGUUGGACGACUUGAUGCACAGGCGUCCUUUGGAAAAGCCUCGGACCGAGCAUGGACAGCUGGUCACCGAGGAGCUUUCGGAGUAUCAUCCGCAUGGGCACUUGUGGCUUGCGUCCCAGCACGGAGAGUGGCACAACUUCCGAUUGAAAGCGAGGUUUAUGGAAUAUUUGCAUGGUCCUGAUGACCAGCCGAUGCUUUGCCACCACUCGCAGGCGCCCAUCCCCGGUCGCCUGGCGAUGGAGCACCAGAGAUCCUUAUCGAGGCAAGGAGAGGUGCACCUCGUGAAGAAGUACACCAUUCCGGAUGAGGAGAAGUCGAUGCUGCCGCUGAUGACCCUGGCAGGCUUACCGGAGCCAGUGGAAGUGUACGAGCACUUGGAGGAGAUCAUCCAGGAAUUGUCUGGCAACAAGCGAGAGAAUGAUGAUGUGAAGUACCAAAUCACAGGCCAGAACUGGAUAGACUUGAGGACUGGCUUCAGCAAGAUUCAGAAGGCCCUGCAGCAGGACAUCAAGGAUGGGAAUGCUUCCAGCAAGAUGCGUGGCCUGGUGAUGGACUUGGAGGAGGGGAAGAAGAUCAUCGACGAAGUCAUGCAGGCAAAGCGUCUGGAGGUGGAGUUCAUGAAGUACAUUGACCGCUCAGUGCAGCGGCGGUAUGUGCAUGCCAGGUAUUUGGAAUCCGCCUCGCAGCGGGACAAGCUCAUCUUCAAGUGCCGAGAGUCCUACCUGAGUGACCUCAAGGAGCAUGUAGAGACGCUCCAAGAAGUCCUGAAGGUUUCCACGGACUGCACUUGCCCGAGCCGCUUUACCAUGGCAGCGGCCCAGCGCAGCGAAAAGAUUUCCUUCUUGCGACUCCGCAGGAUCAAGCAGCGUAUCCGGAAAACGAAGCCAACGCCUGGGCAGAAGAUCAUGGACACCAUGGGCACAGAUGAUAGCCGUGAUGCUGGCAAGCUGCAGGAGCUUAAGGAGUCCAUCAUUCCAACUCAGACCUUCUCUCUUGGACAGCUUGAGUCCAAAGGCGUGGUGGUCCGCAUGCACGAGAAGCUGCCGGGCAAGACCCGGAAGCACAUGAGCUUCACCUUCCAGACCUGCGGGGAAGGCUUCAAUGUCCAAAUCUUCCUGAAGACUACCCUGCUGAAGGAGUUCGAGAUUUCGAGGGAACAGAUUGAGGACAUGGAGAUGGCGAAUAAGACCUCGGCGGCCAGCUUUGCGGCCGGGGAACCAGUACUUCCACGGCCCCAGGGACGACCGAAAGCGAGGAGGACUUCGUGUGGAUGA